Messenger RNA from Sorex fumeus (smoky shrew), 687 nucleotides. It is a transcript of the gene CCDC12, whose product is annotated as coiled-coil domain containing 12. The coding region runs from base 17 to 517 and encodes 166 amino acids. The record is from RefSeq and is a predicted model, not a curated record. The transcript has 7 exons. Lineage: Eukaryota; Metazoa; Chordata; Mammalia; Eulipotyphla; Soricidae. Gene Ontology annotation, cellular component: post-mRNA release spliceosomal complex; U2-type spliceosomal complex.
AGGGUCGGCGGCCAAGAUGGCGGCUGCUGCUGCCGGUUUGGGCCGGCUGGAGGAGGAGGCGUUGCGGCGGAAAGAACGGCUGAAAGCCUUAAGAGAGAAAACCGGGCGCAAGGACAAGGACGAUGGGGAGCCAAAGACCAAGCAGCUCAGAGACGGAGAGGAGGAAGGCGAGAAGCACCGAGAGCUCCGGCUGCGCAACUAUGUCCCCGAGGAUGAGGACCUGAAGAAGAGGAGGGUGCCCCAGGCCAAGCCCGUGGCAGUGGAGGAGAAGGUAAAGGAGCAGCUUGAGGCCGCCAAGCCAGAGCCUGUCAUUGAGGAAGUGGACCUGGCGAACCUCGCACCCCGGAAGCCUGAUUGGGACCUCAAGAGAGACGUGGCCAAGAAGCUGGAGAAGCUGGAGAAACGGACCCAGAGAGCCAUCGCCGAGCUGAUCCGCGAGAGACUGAAAGGCCAGGAGGACAGUCUGGCCUCUGCAGUGGCUGCCCCUACCGAGCAGGAGGCCUGCGACUCCGACUGAGCACCACCCCCACUCGCCACCUCCCUUCGCCUCCCUGUGGGUUCAGGACAGGGACCCGCUGCCCGACUUUGUGAAGCCCCCCUGGGGGGCAACCUUCUGUCCUGUGAGUGCCCCUGCGCCGAGUCUGGGCUGCUCACUCUGUACAUAUGUAUGUUUCCAUUUUUUUUUUU